AUGGCAACGAUGAACAGGAUUAGUAGAAUCGCCGCCAUCACACGUGCAGUCGAAGGCUUCGUCACCGGCAAGCCCACUCCGCAGCGGCAUGUCCAGGUGGCUCUAUACAGUGUCAGCAGCAAUUUUAAUUCAUCUCCCAAGUCUCAUUGGUUCUCGUCUGAUAGGCUCACCGAUCACUUAGGGCACUCGAAUUGCGCCGCCGCUCAUGGAAUGGCCGGAACCAUGUUAUUCUCAGUCGCCGCCGCUCAAGAAGUCCACGCGAAAGAACCGCGGCAGUCUAAGGAGUUUAUGCCUAACGAGGUCGUUCUUUAUCAGUACGAAGCUUGCCCCUUCUGUAACAAGGUUAAAGCAUUCCUGGAUUACUAUGAUGUUCCCUACAAAGUGGUGGAGGUCAACCCCAUCAACAAAAAGGAAAUCAAGUGGUCGGAUUACAAGAAG
Ilex paraguariensis (yerba mate) is the source of this 438-nucleotide messenger RNA. NCBI's taxonomy places the organism in Eukaryota, Viridiplantae, Streptophyta, Magnoliopsida, Aquifoliales, Aquifoliaceae. The record is from the annotation of a GenBank genome assembly.